AUGGCUCAGAGACAGCGGAAUGGCGUCACCUGGCUCUAUGCAGUUCAGUUGCAAGGAAGUGAUGACAGCUUAAAGCUGUUGGAGAAUAUCAGACACCAUCAAGGCCGGGGCGAUGAUCAUAAUAUGACGAGCGAAGCUGUCACCGCCCAAAACUCUAGUGGAAGUUUGAAGCUUGAGUUCAGAAAGAAGGGGACUUACCAGCUUUCGUGGAGAGCAAAGGUCGGGUUCGAAUAUCGCGAUCGAGGUGGGGACUACCUGGGAAUCACGCUAUUCCGCAUCUAG
This is a messenger RNA of Penicillium chermesinum, 282 nucleotides long. RefSeq lists its product as uncharacterized. The transcript is spliced from 2 exons. The record is from RefSeq and is a predicted model, not a curated record. Bases 1 to 282 code for a protein of 93 amino acids. NCBI's taxonomy places the organism in Eukaryota, Fungi, Ascomycota, Eurotiomycetes, Eurotiales, Aspergillaceae.